Thamnophis sirtalis is the source of this 2235-nucleotide messenger RNA. It is a transcript of the gene PGM5, whose product is annotated as phosphoglucomutase 5. Gene Ontology annotation, molecular function: magnesium ion binding; phosphoglucomutase activity. NCBI's taxonomy places the organism in Eukaryota, Metazoa, Chordata, Lepidosauria, Squamata, Natricidae. The record is from RefSeq and is a predicted model, not a curated record. Gene Ontology annotation, cellular component: cytosol; cell-substrate junction; sarcolemma. Gene Ontology annotation, biological process: striated muscle tissue development; carbohydrate metabolic process; myofibril assembly.
UAGAAGCCGAGCGCCAUGGAAGGGAGCCCGAUCCCGGUGCUGACCGUGCAAACGGUCCCGUACGACGACCAGAAGCCGACGGGCGGCGGAGGGCUCAGGAGGCCCACCGCGGUCUUCGAGGGCCAGCGCAAUUACUUGCCCAACUUCAUCCAGAGCCUGCUCUCCUCCAUCGACCUGCGCGACCGCCAGGGCUGCACCAUGGUGGUGGGCAGCGACGGCAGGUACUUCAGCAGGACGGCCACCGAGGUGGUGGUGCAGAUGGCGGCAGCUAACGGGAUUGGAAGAUUGAUUAUUGGGCAGAAUGGCAUUUUAUCCACUCCUGCUGUGUCCUGCAUUAUCAGAAAGGUCAAAGCUGCUGGCGGGAUUAUUCUCACAGCUAGUCACUGUCCUGGAGGACCUGGAGGAGAAUUUGGAGUAAAGUUUAACAUUGCCAAUGGAGGUCCAGCUCCAGAUGUUGUUUCUGAUAAAAUUUAUCAGAUCAGCAAAACCCUUGAAGAAUAUGCCAUUUGCCCUGAUUUGAGAAUUGAUUUGUCUCGGUUGGGAAGACAGGAGUUUGAUCUGGAGAAUAAAUUCAAGCCUUUCCGGGUUGAGAUAGUGGACUCUGUGGAGGUUUACCUUAAUCUUCUGAGGACCAUCUUUGAUUUCAGUUCUAUUAGAGGCUUGCUAACAGGGCCAAAUCAACUUAAGAUCAGAAUUGAUGCCAUGAAUGGAGUGAUGGGUCCCUAUGUCCGGAGAAUCCUGUGUGAGGAAUUGGGAGCUCCUGCUAAUUCUGCAGUUGAUUGUGUCCCUCUGGAAGAUUUUGGUGGCCAGUACCCUGAUCCAAACUUAACAUAUGCCACUUCCUUGUUGGAAGCAAUGAAAGGAGGAGAGUAUGGAUUUGGAGCUGCAUUUGAUGCUGAUGGGGAUCGUUACAUGAUUCUGGGUCAAAAUGGAUUUUUUGUUAACCCUUCUGAUUCCCUGGCCAUUAUUGCAGCAAAUCUCCAUUGCAUUCCAUAUUUUCAUCAAAUGGCUGUGAGAGGGUUUGGUAGGAGUAUGCCUACCAGCACUGCCUUGGACAGGGUUGCAAAAUCAAUGAAAGUACCUGUAUAUGAAACACCGGCAGGUUGGAGGUUCUUCUCAAAUCUGAUGGAUUCUGGUCGAUGCUCUCUCUGUGGAGAAGAAAGUUUUGGCACUGGAUCUGACCACAUCCGAGAGAAAGAUGGACUUUGGGCUGUUUUAAUUUGGCUCUCAAUUAUGGCAGCUCGAAAGCAGGGCGUGGAGGAAAUUGUUAGAGAUCACUGGACAAAAUUUGGCCGUCACUAUUAUUGCAGAUUUGAUUAUGAAGCACUGGAUCCUAGAACGGCAUACUACAUAAUGAGAGACCUGGAAGCCUUGAUCACUGACAAAUCUUUCACUAAUCAGCAGUUUGCUGUUGGAAGCCAUGUUUACACUGUGCAGAAAGCAACUAACUUUGAAUAUGUGGAUCCCGUAGAUGGCACUGUGACCAAAAGGCAGGGGUUGAGGAUUAUAUUCACUGAUGCUUCCAGACUCAUCUUUAGAUUAAGUGCUUCAAGCCAUGUGCGAGCCACCCUUAGAAUCUAUGCGGAGAGCUAUGAAAAAGAUCCCAGCAAACAUGAGAGGGAGCCCCAGGCGGUUUUGAGUCCACUCAUCGCCAUUGCACUGAAAAUAUCUCAGAUUCAUGAGAGGACAGGUCGUAAGGGUCCUACUGUCAUCACCUGAAGGAUAAUUGCUGACUCAUGGCCAAACUCGGGAGGACAAGGAAGAAUGAAGACAUUGCUCAAACACACCAGUUCUUUGUGCCUUAUAUUAGUUUAAGGGCUUGGGGUCAGUUGGGAGGGAAGUGAAUGGACAAAAUUUAUUUUGAGUUUCCUUAUUAAGAAAAAUGUGCACUUGUCUCUUAUAGCUUCAGCAUCUUCUUGUGGUGCAGAUAAGCAAAACCAGGGCUUUCUCUGAAUAAUACCAAGAUUUAUUUAUAAGAGAUUUUUAAAAAAAGAUUCCUGUGUUUUGCAUUUGCAAGGCAAAAAUAGGCUACAUGUUUCCUUAGCUAGAGCUGGCUGCAAAACAUAGGUUUUUGAUGAUAGUGUUUUAUGACUCUCUCAUCAUAAUUUAAAAAGAAAGCACUCUUACGAUAGUCAAGAACAUUUUUAAGAGUCCAAAACCAAAAUAUUAUUCUUUUUUUGCCUUAUUUUCUAAAUCCAUCUGGGAGUUAUGAUGGAUUGAUUUUUUUUUAAAAUA